Molecule: messenger RNA, 1894 nt
Organism: Prionailurus viverrinus (fishing cat)
Lineage: Eukaryota; Metazoa; Chordata; Mammalia; Carnivora; Felidae
Gene: SIL1
Product: SIL1 nucleotide exchange factor
Exons: 9
Coding region: 361-1731 (456 amino acids)
Source: RefSeq, a predicted model, not a curated record
CGCUGGUUUCCUUCUGAUGUUCAUUCCGCUAGAAAGAAAUUACAGUAUUGUAAAAUCAGAAAUGAAACCUCGAAGUCCCAUUUUGGUCUAGCUUGGAAGCAAAAUCAGCCCCGCGGCAGUCUCCUUCAGGUGUCUCACGCUGGCGGAGGGUUACAGCUGAAAAGUCGACUCAUCACGUGUGCGUUAGUGGGCGGGACUUAACAGAAGCGGGGGAGAGAGAGGCGGGGCUUAAGAGCUACCAGAGCAGGAAAGAAAGGGAGGCGGUCGCUCGUCGUCCUGGAAGGCAGCAAUUGGGUGAGGUGGGAAGUGACGUAAUAAGUGCGCGCUCACAGAUUCAGAAGGUCGCCGCGGCGUCUGCGCAUGGGGAGCUGGUUGCCGCUGCAGCCGCCUGGAAUUGUGGGGGUUGUGUCUGCCCCUCGGCUGCCGGGCGGGAAGCCGAAGGAGUUUGCGCUCACCAGCCCAGAAAAGAGCAGCACCAAAGAAGCAGAGAGAAAGGAAACCACGGCAGAAGAGGAGCUGGACUCUGAGGUCCUGGAGGUGUUUCACCCAACCCAUGAGUGGCAGGCCCUUCGGCCAGGUCAGGCUGUCCCUGUAGGAUCCCAUGUACGGCUGAAUCUCCAGACUGGGGCAAGAGAAGUGAAACUCCAAGAAGAGGACAAGUUCCAAAGUAAUUUGAAAGCAUUGAAAAAAGGCAAAAGGCUGGACAUAAACGCCAACACCUACACAUCUCAGGACCUCAAGAGUGCACUGGCAAAAUUCAAGGAGGGGACAGAAGUGGAGAGUUCAAAGGAAGACAAGGCAAGACAGGCCAAGAUUAAACGGCUCUUUCGCCCCAUUGAGGAGCUGAAGAAGGACUUUGAGGAGCUGAAUGUUGUCAUUGAGACUGACAUGCAGAUCAUGGUACGGCUGAUCAACAAAUUCAAUAGUUCCAGCUCCAGCCUAGAAGAGAAGAUUGCUGCACUCUUUGAUCUUGAAUAUUAUGUCCAUCAGAUGGAUAAUGCACAGGACCUGCUUUCCUUCGGUGGCCUUCAAGUGGUGAUCAAUGGGCUGAACAGCACAGAGCCCCUGGUGAAGGAGUAUGCUGCAUUUGUGCUGGGGGCUGCCUUUUCCAGCAACCCAAAGGUCCAAGUAGAGGCCAUUGAAGGGGGAGCCCUCCAGAAGCUGCUGGUCAUCCUGGCUACGGAGCAGCCUCUCACUGCAAAGAAGAAGGUCCUGUUUGCACUGUGCUCCCUCCUGCGACACUUCCCCUAUGCCCAGCAGCAGUUCUUGAAACUGGGGGGGCUGCAGGUCCUGAGGAGCCUAGUGCAGGCGAAGGGCACAGAGGUGCUGGCUGUGCGUGUGGUCACUCUGCUUUAUGACCUGGUCACUGAAAAGAUGUUUGCGGAGGAGGAAGCCGAGCUGACCCAGGAGACGCCCCCAGAGAAGCUGCAGCAGUAUCGCCAGGUGCACCUCCUACCAGGCCUGCGGGAGCAGGGCUGGUGUGAGAUCACUGCUCACCUCCUGGCCCUCCCUGAGCAUGAUGCCCGCGAAAAGGUGCUACAGACCCUGGGAGCCCUCCUGGCCACCUGCCGGGACCGCUACCAUCAGGACCCCCAGCUCAGCAGGACACUGGUCAGCCUUCAGGCUGAGUACCAGGCUCUGGCCACCCUGGAGCUCCAAGAUGGUGAAGAUGAGGGAUACUUUCGGGAACUGCUGGGAUCUAUCAACAGCUUGCUGAAGGAGCUGAGAUGAGAUUGCCCCUAACACCAGGACUGGACCGGGGCACUGGUGAGACUGUUGGUCACCAGCUUGGGUGGGCUCUUCAGGGGAUACCAGGCAGAAGGGAGGACUUCCUUACUGGGGCCUGAGUAUCAUUUGGGCAGUGCUGCCUUGGCCAUUAAAUGGAGGCAUGAGA